Messenger RNA from Pongo pygmaeus (Bornean orangutan), 2364 nucleotides. It is a transcript of the gene HNRNPA1, whose product is annotated as heterogeneous nuclear ribonucleoprotein A1. Gene Ontology annotation, biological process: mRNA splicing, via spliceosome. Bases 535 to 1653 code for a protein of 372 amino acids. Gene Ontology annotation, molecular function: mRNA 3'-UTR binding. The transcript has 11 exons. Gene Ontology annotation, cellular component: catalytic step 2 spliceosome. NCBI's taxonomy places the organism in Eukaryota, Metazoa, Chordata, Mammalia, Primates, Hominidae. The record is from RefSeq and is a predicted model, not a curated record.
AGGCAGGUGGAACUUCUUAAUGCGCCUGCGCAAAACUCGCCAUUUUACUACACGUGUGGUCAACAAGAGUUCAUUGCAAAAAAAUUGUGACCUCCUGGCUGCUUGUCUAAUAUAUAGUGUUAAUCAUGCUUUGCCAAGCGACUUGACUGUAAUAUUUGCGCGUGGAAGAUUAAAAAGGCGUUAAACACCCAAGGGAGAUUCAAAUAUGAAUGAUUGGUCGGUUGGCCAAUCAGACUGGUUAACAAUAACUUUACUCGGGAACCAAUGGACUCCAAGGGGUGGAGACGGCGUAGAACGACCGAAGGAAUGACGUUACACAGCAAUGUGGCAUCACAGGCCAAUAGCAGGGGGAAGCGAUUUCAAGUAUCCAAUCAGAGCUGUUCCAGGGCGGAGUCUACCAAUGCCGAAAGCGAGGAGGCGGGAUAAAAAAGAGAGGGCGAAGGUAGGCUGGCAGAUACGUUCGUCAGCUUGCUCCUUUCUGCUCGUGGACGCCGCCGAAGAAGCAUCGUUAAAGUCUCUCUUCACCCUGCCGUCAUGUCUAAGUCGGAGUCUCCUAAAGAGCCCGAACAGCUGAGGAAGCUCUUCAUUGGAGGGUUGAGCUUUGAAACAACCGAUGAGAGCCUGAGGAGCCAUUUUGAGCAAUGGGGAACGCUCACGGACUGUGUGGUAAUGAGAGAUCCAAACACCAAGCGCUCCAGGGGCUUUGGGUUUGUCACAUACGCCACUGUGGAGGAGGUGGAUGCAGCUAUGAAUGCAAGGCCACACAAGGUGGAUGGAAGAGUUGUGGAACCAAAGAGAGCUGUCUCGAGAGAAGAUUCUCAAAGACCAGGUGCCCACUUAACUGUGAAAAAGAUAUUUGUUGGUGGCAUUAAAGAAGACACUGAAGAACAUCACCUAAGAGAUUAUUUUGAACAGUAUGGAAAAAUUGAAGUGAUUGAAAUCAUGACUGACCGAGGCAGUGGCAAGAAAAGGGGCUUUGCCUUUGUAACCUUUGACGACCAUGACUCCGUCGAUAAGAUUGUCAUUCAGAAAUACCAUACUGUGAAUGGCCACAACUGUGAAGUUAGAAAAGCCCUGUCAAAGCAAGAGAUGGCUAGUGCUUCAUCCAGCCAAAGAGGUCGAAGUGGUUCUGGAAACUUUGGUGGUGGUCGUGGAGGUGGUUUCGGUGGGAAUGACAACUUUGGUCGUGGAGGAAACUUCAGUGGUCGUGGUGGCUUUGGUGGCAGCCGUGGUGGUGGUGGAUAUGGUGGCAGUGGGGAUGGCUAUAAUGGAUUUGGUAAUGAUGGUGGUUAUGGAGGAGGCGGCCCUGGUUACUCUGGAGGAAGCAGAGGCUAUGGAAGUGGUGGACAGGGUUAUGGAAACCAGGGCAGUGGCUAUGGCGGGAGUGGCAGCUAUGACAGCUAUAACAACGGAGGCGGAGGCUGCUUUGGCGGUGGUAGUGGAAGCAAUUUUGGAGGUGGUGGAAGCUACAAUGAUUUUGGCAAUUACAACAAUCAGUCUUCAAAUUUUGGACCCAUGAAGGGAGGAAAUUUUGGAGGCAGAAGCUCUGGCCCCUAUGGCGGUGGAGGCCAAUACUUUGCAAAACCACGAAACCAAGGUGGCUAUGGCAGUUCCAGCAGCAGCAGUAGCUAUGGCAGUGGCAGAAGAUUUUAAUUAGGAAACAAAGCUUAGCAGGAGAGGAGAGCCAGAGAAGUGACAGGGAAGCUACAGGUUACAACAGAUUUGUGAACUCAGCCAAGCACAGUGGUGGCAGGGCCUAGCUGCUACAAAGAAGACAUGUUUUAGACAAAUACUCAUGUGUAUGGGCAAAAAACUCGAGGACUGUAUUUGUGACUAAUUGUAUAACAGGUUAUUUUAGUUUCUGUUCUGUGGAAAGUGUAAAGCAUUCCAACAAAGGGUUUUAAUGUAGAUUUUUUUUUUGCACCCAUGCUGUUGAUUGCUAAAUGUAAUAGUCUGAUCGUGACGCUGAAUAAAUGUCUUUUUUUUUAAUGUGCUGUGUAAAGUUAGUCUACUCUGAAGCCAUCUUGGUAAAUUUCCCCAACAGUGUGAAGUUAGAAUUCCUUCAGGGUGAUGCCAGGUUCUAUUUGGAAUUUAUAUACAACCUGCUUGGGUGGAGAAGCCAUUGUCUUCGGAAACCUUGGUGUAGUUGAACUGAUAGUUACUGUUGUGACCUGAAGUUCACCAUUAAAAGGGAUUACUCAAGCAAACUCAUGGAAUUAUUGGUUAUAAAAGUGAUUGUUGGCACAUCCUAUGCAAUAUAUCUAAAUUGAAUAAUGGUACCAGAUAAAAUUAUAGAUGGGAAUGAAGCUUGUGUAUCAUCCAUUAUCAUGUGUAAUCAAUAAACGAUUUAAUUCUUGAAUGAAA